CAACCCCAGAACUUGUUGACUGGCAGUCGAAAGGCAGUUAACCAAAUCGCAGGCAUCGGACCGUUCAAUUAUGAAUAUUAUCUCAACAGUUUGUUGGUGCAACGUCUGGGACAAGGACACCACCUGGAAUGUCGGCCCCGAUGUCCUGUGCCAGCGCAAUGGCAAUGCGAUCAAGUUCGUCCACAUGCAAACGAAGGCUGUCAGUUUCUUCAAGGCGGAGACGGUGGCCACCGGCCUGAGUAUCAGUUGCUUUUCCGGACACAACCGCUUCCCACUGUUCGCCUUCGCCGAGACCGUCCUGCGACCCAAUAUCUAUGUGUACCGCUAUCCAGAUAUGUCCAGGUUUAGCUCCAUUCCACCUCACAUGGUAAGCUACACCGACAUUCGAUUCUCGGAGCUCGACAUACUGGUAGCCGUGGGCGGGUAUCCCGACUAUUGCGUAUGCGUUUAUAAUUACCGCACGGGAGCCUUGGUCCUGGAACAAGUUACCAAUGUGCCAACCGUGGAACGCGGCAUUAUAGUCGGCCCCUCCAACCUACCCGCCAUCGUGCAGUUAAACAAACAGGAGAUGACCAUCCUGGGCUACGACAUCUGCACCGUAGAGAAGGAGUCCUUCAUGUACAAGGUGUACGAGGUGGAGUUGGGCAAGGCUUUCCUCAAGUCCUGCGACCGCUGCCUCACCUUUUCCGAGGAGAACUGCCUGUACGCCACCAACGACUAUGGCCACCUGCUCUCGGUGGAUGUGGCCGGGUUCGUCCUGAGGCCCCAGUGGCGCCCCCCCGCGUUGGAGGAGGGGUCGGAAAGGGAAAUGAUGCCCCGUGCCCACGGCCUCACCUACCACCGAUCCGGGUUCAUCAUCUGGAACAGCUCGAGCGCCGUCUAUGUGAAGAAAAAGGCGGGCGUCUACAAGCUCGAGUGGGAGCUUGAGGGUCGUUUGAACGAGGUCGUCCGCUUCCUGAGCAACAUCAAUGGCGAGAUCUACGCGGAGCGUCGACCAGGUUACAUUGACCAGGUGAUGAUCGAUCGCAGCGGAACGGCCUCGCUGGAGUGCGUGGUGCCCACGGGUCGACCGGUGAUCACCUUCCGGGUGCUGCAAGGACUCAAGGACGAGUGCGUGUGUGCGCUGUACGACGAUGGAGUGGCCAUGCUGGACCUGGCCAAGGGUCACACCCUCUGCGAGGUUUCGGUCCUGGGGGCGAGUGCCAUGGCCAACCAUCGCAGUCUGGCACUGGUCGCCGUGGGCACCUUGGAUGCCCGCAUCGUUUUGAUCCACUUUGAGCGGGCCAGUUUGCCGCAUGUCCUCUGCGAACUGAAAUUAGAGACAGCUGCUGUGGUCGGACUGGACUUCAACGACAGUUGGCUGGUGUACCAGGAUCAGAUCAAGAUGCUGCACGUCGUCCAGGUGGACACCAGGCCGCACAAGUUGACGCACUACUUCGAGCUGAGCCAGCCGGAACUGGCACAGGUGUUCGUCCACACCUUCCUGCUGGCCGACGGCCCUCGCCUGAUGGUCUUCAUCAAUAGGCAGCACAGCAUGAAACGACCUGGCUUUGCCACCGAGCUGUGGCUCUACAAUUGGGGCAAGGAUAAGCGCCUGCACAGGCGGGAGUAUGUCCUGCCGAAGGAGUACGGCUCCUUCUGCGUGCAACCGCCGGUGGGAAGAUGGGCGGUGAUCGAGAUCGUGGCCACCGAGUACAACAGCUUCAACUUUGACCAGUUCGCGCUGAACGAGAAGGACGAACUGCAGUGGAUUGCGUCCACAAAGUCGGGACACUUUAGCUACAUCCUGGGCGUGGGCAUGACCAAACAUCUGGUCACCUGGAGCCUGGGCGGCAUCCUGGUUCACUUUAAGCAGCACAAGCGGGCCAAGAAGCCAUUCAUGAUCUGCCGCUUUCUUAACAUAGGCUUGCAAACGGAGUUCAUAUUGCGGGUGAAGGAGUGUUUCAACUCCAAAUACCUGCUCAUUUUGCUGGCCAACAAAAGCUUGCGUGUGAUGCGACUGCCCUCCUUGGCGGACUUUGUGCGGGAGAAUGUGGCCUUGCCAUUGCCAACGGAGGAGGGUAUUGCCUGUUACAUAGAGCAGACCCUCCACAAAGUGGACAUGUUUUUGCCGCUCAGUCUGCGGCAGGAGGUCAAGGAGGAGUACACACGGGCGGAUUUACUGAAGCGGGAUAAGCUGUUUGCCAGCAUCAAGGAUUUCGCGGCCAAGGUGACGGCACUGAUCGACUAUGACAUCUCGAAGACGGGCAAAACGCGCGGUAUCUUCAAGAAGUUCUGUUUCCACUACCCUUGGCUGGACGCCCUCACGACUGAGGCCCAUAAGCUGUGCGCCUUGGAGCGGGAAUCUCUGGAGCGGGCCAUUGCGGACCAGGCCCGCAUUCGAGAUUGGAUCCUGCGCCUGGUGACCCGUGAUGCAGUGAGCAUCAAUUAUCGCGUACGAUCGAUUUUCGCGGAUGCCAACUUUGAGAGCUUCUCGGUGCGGCGCAAGAUCGAGAUGGCCGAGUUCGACAAGUAUCGUUUCUACGACCUCGAAGAUCACAUGCGCCUAUCUUUGGGUUCCUUUGAGGAGGAGGAACCAGCAGCUCCAGCCGCUGGCGGUCAUGGUCCACCGCCUGGCAUCGAAGAUGGUGAUAUCGGCGAGGAGGAGGAGGCCACUGAGGUAUUCCAGGGAUUGCGCGAGCUCAAACAGUUCGUGGUGGAGGGUCAUAGUGUUUACGAACACAUAAUGGCGCCCGUUUUCCAGCUUCAGGAUAAAAACCUGGUGACCUCAAACCAGUUGUUCAACUAUAACUGCAAGAUCCGCUACUAUCUGAACGAUCCGCUCAAGCAGGAGUUCAACAAGCUCUUCCACGAGGCCCAGCAACUCAAGCAGGACACCAUCGACAGUGUGAUGAACACGAACGUGGUGCUGAACAAGAUCUACGACAACAUGAACAUCAUGUUGCGUCUGCUCAAUAUGGAGCAGUUUGUGCCGCCUGAACUCACGAUGCCCGCGUUGGAGCAGGACGAGGUGAUCAAGCGGAUCAUGGAGGUGGACGACUCCGAGAUCAAGGCGAUAAACCGCAGGAAGCCCAAGACCAUCGACACGGGUGGCAAGAAGGGAAGACUGCUCCUGUGGAGCACCGAGUUCUGGGCUCGGGCACUCAUCGUCAUGAUGGACGGCGUGCUGGAGAAGCUGUGGGAGGAGGAGAUCAAGAAGGACAUCCCGGAGCCGGAGUUCAUGCAGAAGAAGCAGCCGCACGAGUACAAUCUCGAGGAGCAAAAGAUCUUCCGGGCCUACGAGGAGGCAGUGCACCUAUUGGAGCUGGAUCGUCGCAAGUAUCUGCGCAUCCUGCAUGAGAAUGAGGAGAAGACCCUGGCUCAGAAGGCCGCCCACAUCCUGAAACUCAAUCAGCGCGUGGCCGAGCUUAUGAUCACGAAACUGAAGUAUGACUUUGCAUUAAAACAGGGCCAAUUGCGUCUGCUCACCCUGGAGCAGAUCAAUUUCGGGCGCGUUCAGCUGCGAAAGCGUUUCAGCAUGUUCCGCAAGGACAUUGACAAGCUGACCGAAUAUAUGACGCGCUACGGCUAUCUUCUGGACUUCUACGACAAGGCUUUUCAGGAUGUCAAGACCCGAUUGGAGGCUCAGCAGACACGCGAUCGGGCCGUCGAACGUCAGUUUCGCAGCCAAUUUUUACCAUUGGUACCUCAUGCCACCCACGAAAUGACCAAGCUGUUCAAGAAGCGACCCAAACUGCCGGGCAAGAUCUUCAACUCGGUGCUCAUCUGCAUGGAGGCAUCGAACAAACUGAGUGGCAAGCCCAGCCAUCGCACACCAUUCCCCUUGCCCGACGAUGUCCUUGAGUUCCUCAACUAUCUCUCCGAAUUCGACCAGCCCAAGCAGUGUCCUCCCCAGGUGGACGCCAAAUCCUGGGACACCUUCGUCAAGCUGCGACGCCAGAAGACGGAGAGCGAACUGCGGCUCAAGGGCAUUGGAUAUCAGCUGCUGGACAGCCAGGCGUAUUUGAGCGUCCUCAACAAGGACCUCACGGCGCUCAAGGACUCCAAGGUGAUGACGCAGCGCAAUGCCGAGGAGAGCAUCCAAACAUACUUGGAAAAGAUGAGAAACAUGACGAUCCAGUUGACGCUUACAAAGGGCCAGGUUGAAGUCUCGGUUUUGGGUAAGUUCACCAUGCUUUCCAACACAGUUCUCAUGCAUGUGGACGACAUCAACAAUGUGAAUCAACAGAUACAGGAAGCCGGAAACAAAAAGAUCAAGGCCAUGCAGAGAGUGGCUGUUUUUAGGCGCCAGGUUAUUUUCAAGGAGUGGGAACACAAGCUUUACAAGGCCAAUAUAGCUUACCUCAAAUACAUGCUGGAUGCCAUCGAGAAGUGCAAGGUGUCGAUGGAGUUCCUGAACAUUUUGCGCAACUGGGAAAAGGUUAAGACCGAACGCCAGAAGUACAUAGGCGGGGCCAUCGAACGAGUGAUCGAGCAGAAGAUAGCGGCCUUCAAGAAACACAUCGAUCGCGUGAACAUCAAUAUCGACUCGAUAAAGGCCCAGACUUUGGAGGUGAAGCGCAGCAAUCACGGCAUCGAUUUCAAGAUCGAGCGGAUCAAGGUCGAUGUCACUUUCCAGAACACUCUGCGCGAUACCAUGAUGGAGGACAAGCGGGAUCGCGAGCAGCGCGAGCGCAUGGCCCAGAUCAAGACCCAUCGGCAGCUCAUGGAGAAUGUGCGCCGCCACUACGCCCACGUGCUGGAAUUGCAGACGAUUCUGGAGCUGCUCCGUCUGAGAACCUACCCCACUCUGGGCCCCCCACUGCCGCAAUGUCAUCCGCCAGUGCCGGAGCACAUCCUCAGUUCGGUGCCCUAGGAGGACUUCAACUCGUCCAGCCAGCAAG
Molecule: messenger RNA, 4883 nt
Organism: Drosophila rhopaloa
Lineage: Eukaryota; Metazoa; Arthropoda; Insecta; Diptera; Drosophilidae
Exons: 9
Coding region: 71-4855 (1594 amino acids)
Biological process (GO): cilium assembly
Cellular component (GO): axoneme
Molecular function (GO): protein binding
Source: RefSeq, a predicted model, not a curated record